Molecule: messenger RNA, 612 nt
Organism: Babesia ovata
Lineage: Eukaryota; Apicomplexa; Aconoidasida; Piroplasmida; Babesiidae
Product: -Transmembrane and coiled-coil domains 1
Exons: 3
Coding region: 1-612 (203 amino acids)
Biological process (GO): endoplasmic reticulum calcium ion homeostasis
Cellular component (GO): cytoplasm; endoplasmic reticulum membrane
Molecular function (GO): calcium channel activity
Source: RefSeq, a predicted model, not a curated record
AUGGAGGCAGUUGAGGCGGCCCCUUUUGAUAAACGUGAUUUAAUUAUAGUCGCUCUGUUCUCCAUCUUUUGCGGCUGCUUGAAAGAGUGUGCUGCCUACUUCUUCGUGUACCGCCGAGCAGACUACAAGAAAAAGUUCGCCGAGGUCUGUGACCGUUAUGAGGACUACCACCGUGCUUUCGUCGUCUUCGAGCCGCAGACGGCGCAGAACAAUUGUUUCCGAGCAGUCGCUAAUCGCCUUCUAGACGCAACGAGGGACCUGCGUAACCUACAGACAUUUUACACCUUCAUCACCAGCGUGAUCUUCAUGAUUCUAAUGUUGAUGGUGAUGAGCUAUUUCGAGGGCUGCGUGGUUGCCAAGCUUCCAUUCGAGCCGAUGUGGCCGCUUUCCCUGUUCACGCUGGGCGACACCAUGACCACGGAUCCCACCAACUGCUCGGCAACCUGCAUCUACACUUUGCUCUCUAUGGCGGUAAAGGAUGGGAUUCAAACGCUUUUGGGGUACGUGUUUUUAGUUUUUCAGCGUGACAUGCCUCGCAGCUACCGCUCUCCGAUGACCACCUUCUCCGAGAUGAGCGUGAAAUCGGGCGCUGAAAAGUCAGAAUCGAAGUAG